UGUUAAAUUGUAGGACUACAAUGCAAAGCUUUCAGACUUUGGAUUAGCAAAAGCUGGCCCGGUAGGAGACAAUUCUCAUGUAUCCACUAGAAUCAUGGGAACUCGUGGAUAUGCAGCUCCUGAGUACAUGAAGACAGGUCAUUUGACGGCAAUGAGCGACGUCUACAGCUUCGGUGUCGUCCUCCUCGAACUAAUCACCGGACGAAAAUCCCUUGAAAAAAUGCGGCCGGCGAAUGAACAGACUCUCGCCGAAUGGGCUUUGCCGUUGCUCAUGCAGAAGAAAGCUGUCCUCAACAUCGUUGACCCCAGGCUGGGUGGUGAUUACCCGACGAAAGCGGUCCGCAGGAUGGCCAGUUUGGCCUACUAUUGUCUCAACCAAAACCCUAAGGCGCGGCCGCUCAUGAGAGACGUCGUCAACACAUUGGAGCCUCUUCUGCUGCCAAUGGAGGUUGCAGACAGUUAGAUCAACUGAGAUGUGUUCAAUUGUGAUAGAAAUGUUAGCUGACAGGGCCUUGUUGCUGGAAAGGGUGUCUGUUGGAUCGAUUUUGUCGUGUGUUUUAGUUUUUGAUUUUUUAGAUGUUCUGAAUUUGUAUGAAAAUGUAU
Molecule: messenger RNA, 603 nt
Organism: Phalaenopsis equestris
Lineage: Eukaryota; Viridiplantae; Streptophyta; Magnoliopsida; Asparagales; Orchidaceae
Product: probable serine/threonine-protein kinase PBL16
Exons: 2
Coding region: 95-463 (122 amino acids)
Biological process (GO): protein phosphorylation
Molecular function (GO): protein kinase activity; ATP binding
Source: RefSeq, a predicted model, not a curated record